UCUUGUUCCAGUGCUGGUCAACAGUGAUAGUGAUGUCACUAGUCCAUUGCAUGCAGGGAUGUCUGAGGGUGAACAGGAAAGGAAGCAGCUUUAGACAGUAACUUCAGCUGCCUAUAAAUGCACAUCAAAACACAGCAUUGCCACGGCUGUCUGCCCAGCAGACCUGGUUACAAGAGCCAGAGGGAUGGUGGUAGUCACAGGGCAGAACAAAGCCAGUGGAAAUCUGGACGAUGCCAUGUCGAGUUCAGAUGCAGAGGAUGAUUUCCAAGACCCUGCCACUCCUACUGCGACUCAGGCAGGGCACUCGCUGCCUCUGCUGCCUCAGCAGUUCCCAGAAGUUGUUCCGCUUAAUGUAGGAGGCAUGUAUUUCGCUACCAGGCUGUCAACACUAAGACGCUAUGAAGAUACCAUGUUGGCUGCUAUGUUUAGUGGAAGACACUACAUUCCAACAGAUGCUCAAGGCAGAUAUUUUAUUGACAGAGAUGGAACUUACUUUGGAGACGUUCUUAACUUUCUGCGAUCUGGUGACCUGCCGCCUAGAGAACGGGUGAGGUCAGUUUACAAGGAAGCUCAAUAUUAUUCCAUAGGACCAUUGCUGGACAAUCUAGAGGAAGUCCAGCCUCUUAAAGGAGAAAAAGUUAGACAAGCUUUCCUGGGCUUAAUGCCAUAUUACAAAGAACACUUGGAGCGGAUAAUUGAAAUAGCUAAGCUUAGAGCCAUGCAGAGAAAAGCAAGAUUUGCAAAGUUGAAGAUCUGUGUUUUCAAGGAAGAAAUGCCCAUCACCCCAUAUGAAUGUCCACUUUUCAACUCUCUACGUUUUGAAAGAAGUGAAAGUGAGACAAAACUGUUUGAACAUCACUGUGAAGUAGAUGUAUCUUUUGGCCCCUGGGAGGCUGUAGCUGAUGUAUACGAUCUUCUGCACUGUAUUGUGACAGACCUGUCAGACAAGGGAAUUACUGUGGAUCAUCAGUGCAUUGGUGUGUGUGAUAAACAUCUGAUAAACCAUUAUUACUGCAAGCGCCCCAUCUAUGAAUUCAAGAUUACUUGGUGGUGGUGUCCCACAUUGCUCAUCUGUGACCGCUCUGGAGAUCAUUCUCAACUUUGCUGCACUGCAGCCAGGUACACAGGAAAAAGCUCCUCUCCUGCUAAAAUCCUGGGAAUUUUUGAUAUCCCAUUUCCUACUGAAAGCUCUUGGGACAAAGACUCGUUAUUUGCGUGGCACAGUCCACCCAAGCUGCAGUGCAGCAUACCCUUCUGCAGCUAUUGGAAUGCAUUUAGUCUUCAUGGAAACUAUAGAAUGACAGCUUGGGAAACUGAAGUUACCUGUUUAAACACAGGACAAGUACAAUUUGGGGCAGCUCCAAUGCAAGUUUCUACAAACAGCACUGCAAAAAUGAGCCUAAAGUCUGAACGCAGAGGAAUUCACGUUGAUCAGUCAGAGCUACUGUGCAAGAAAGGAUGUGGUUACUAUGGAAACCCUGCUUGGCAGGGCUUCUGCUCCAAGUGCUGGAGAGAAGAGUACCAUAAGGCAAGGCAGAAGCAGAUUCAGGAUGACUGGGAGCUGGCCGAGCGACUUCAGCGUGAGGAGGAAGAAGCCUAUGCUAGUAGUCAGAGUACACAAGGGGCCCAGUCACUCACCUUUUCCAAGUUUGAGGAAAAGAAAAGCAAUGAAAAGACACGCAAGGUGACAACUGUGAAGAAAUUCUUCAGUGCUUCUUCCAGGACAGGAGCUAAGAAGGAGAUCCAUGAAGCUAAGGCUCCUAGCCCAUCGAUAAACAGGCAGGUCAGCAUUGAGACAGAUCGAGCGUCCAAGGAGUUUAUAGAGUUUCUCAAGACCUAUCAUAAAUCUGGUCAAGAAAUUUAUAAGCAGUGCAAAAUGUUUUUGGAAGCAAUGCAUCACAAAAGGGAAUUAAGUAUUGAGGAGCAAUCUGAAUGUGCCCAGGACUUCUAUCAAAACGUAGCGGAGAAAUUACAGACCCGUUCGAAAGUUUCCCCAGAAAAAGUUGAGAAAGCAAUGGACCAGAUUGAAAAAUAUAUCAUGACUCGAUUGUAUAAAUAUGUGUUCUGCCCUGAAACAACUGAUGAUGAGAAGAAGGAUCUGGUUGUCCAAAAGAGAAUCAGGGCUUUACACUGGGUUACUCCACAAAUGCUGUGUGUUCCUGUUAAUGAAGAAAUUCCAGAAGUCUCUGAUAUGGUUGUGAAAGCAAUUACAGAUAUUAUCGAAAUGGAUUCAAAACGUGUCCCUCGUGAUAAGUUAGCAUGCAUCACCCAAUGCAGCAAACAUAUCUUCAACGCUAUAAAAAUCACAAAAAACGAACCAGCUUCUGCUGAUGACUUCUUACCAACACUCAUAUAUAUUGUUUUGAAGGGUAAUCCACCCCGUCUGCAGUCCAACAUCCAGUAUAUAACCCGCUUCUGUAAUCCAAGCAGGUUAAUGACUGGAGAGGAUGGCUACUAUUUUACCAAUCUGUGCUGUGCGGUGGCCUUCAUUGAAAAGCUGGACGCUCAAUCUUUAAAUCUAAGCCAAGAGGAUUUUGAUCGCUACAUGUCGGGCCAAACGUCUCCAAAGAAACAAGAAUCUGAAAACUGGUCUUCUGAUGUGUGCCUAGGUGUUAAACAGAUGUAUAAAAACUUAGACCUCCUCUCUCAAUUGAAUGAAAGACAGGAAAGAAUUGUCAGUGAAGCCAAGAAGCUUGAGAAAGACCUUAUAGAUUGGACUGAUGGAAUUACUAAGGAAGUCCAAGAUAUUGUUGAAAAAUAUCCAUUGGAAAUAAAACCAAAAAAUCAACCCUUAGCAGCUAUUGACUCCGAAAAUGUAGAGAAUGAUAAAUUGCCCCCACCACUGCAGCCUCAGGUUUAUGCUGGAUGAUAAUUUACCAGGAAAGUAUUAACUUUGAAAGGAAUUCUUACACAUCUUUUACUAUUUGCUGCUUGGAAAGGGGAAUAAGUUUGAGGCUAAAAAAUCAAAUGAGUUUAAAUCAGUACAUUUUUAAAGGUACAAUUAUUUUGUUUAGAGUGUAAUAAAUUGUAUUUAUUUUAGUCAAAGUAGGUUUCUAUUAGGCUUUUGUGGGUUUUUGAACUGAAUUUAAAUUUUCUACACAAGCCAAUGUAAUUUUUAAGCAACACUAGUCCAUUGACAACUUUUUCCUGAAAGCUUCCUUCUAGGCAUGCACUUGUGUUUUUAAAUAAUGAGUUUAAUUUAAAUUUAAGAAGGAAAAAGAUUAGCAGUACUUCUUGAAUGAUGCAAGGCUGGGUGUUCUAGCAGAAACUCAAAGGUACCAGUGUUCCAGAGUCUGAAUUUAUUCUAUAGUUGUAAUGAUGAAAGAUAUAGUGUAAAAUAUAUAUGUAGAAUUGUAAAUAGGUUUAAAAAAGUAAUGUUUCAACUGUGCAUGGCACCUUGUGUAUUAGUACAAAAUGAUAUAUAAAAAUGUCCAUUUUUAACAACUUUUAUUUAGUUAAAUAUGAACUUCACAGUAUAUAAGGAAGUACGCCAUUAAUAUAUUUUAGCAAGCUGGAUGAUGCAACAGAAUGAACUGCGGAUUUGAAAGCUUGACAGAACUAUGUCAUAGUAUUCAUAGCUUUUAAGCUCAUUCUUUAUAAUAACUCUUGGGAUCUGAAAAUGGAAAUAUUUUUUCAUCUUAACGUUUGCCUCCAUUUUUGUCAGUACACUGAUGGUCUGUUGGGUUGCAGGUAGUUGCUGGUGUUGCUUAUUUGUAAGAAGAAAGAGCAUUGAAGCAGGUUUUGGAAGGAGAGGAAAAUGACAGACUUGGAACACGUGAUAGUUGUGGGGGAAAUGGCUCAAAUGCUCAGCCAACAGUGACUGACUCCUGUGCAUCAUAUGAACAUGUUUUAGAGGCUACUUUAUUAAGAGCAUGACCCUUUGCUAUGAGCAAGAAAGAGCACAUUUAUUUUUGCAAAAUUGCACUAUUCCAGGCUUUAGUGAUUUUUGAGUACUGAAAGUGAACAAGUUAAGCAUCAAGGAUAAUACAGUUCACUUCACAGAAGCUUUACAUCACUGUGUACUGUAUUUCAUGUGAAAAAUAACCCGGUAGUCCACUCCACAAAACCUGUAACCAUUUGCAGAUUUUUUUAUACUCCAGUGAAACAUUUUAUAUAUCAUUUUAAAUAUCUUCCAGUUAAUUUAGUCUGCCAUGGCUUGUACGUGUACCUGUGAUAUUUAAUGCUUUUCAGAGAUAUUUUCCUUAGCUUGGCUAAGGGCUGUUCUUAAAGCAACAUUAAAUUUUUUCCAUCAAGGGGAGGGUACCUAUCCCUUCAUUGUAUUCCAUUGCUUUAAAAAUACUGAUAUUUCAAAAUUUGCACUGCAAUAAUUUCAGACCAAAACUGUGACUUGUCCUAUUUUUAAUUCUCAAAUUGCUGUGUUUAGCGGUUUGAACUAUGCAUUCCUAGUGUUUUAAAGGUAACUAAUUACCCACAUUUCCCUGCAGAGAUGCAGCAAUGAGUCAGUUGAUCACAAGAAAUUACUCUGAGUAGUUACUGUACAUUGAUGAGACUCUGCUCCUAGACUGUUUUAAGACCUGGUCAAUGCUUGUAGUGAGUGUUUAUUUUCUCUACAUACAUUAGGUGCUAAUUCUGAUAUCCAGGUACACAUUUGUCUCUUUCCUAAAACUAACUAACUAAAAAAUGUACACACCUUUUAGCUACUGCAUACUAAAUUGCUGUUAAAUAAAAAUAUGUGCAUUAGG
Molecule: messenger RNA, 4703 nt
Organism: Gopherus flavomarginatus (Mexican gopher tortoise)
Lineage: Eukaryota; Metazoa; Chordata; Testudines; Testudinidae
Gene: RABGEF1
Product: RAB guanine nucleotide exchange factor 1
Exons: 16
Coding region: 185-2869 (894 amino acids)
Biological process (GO): vesicle-mediated transport; protein homooligomerization
Cellular component (GO): cytosol; endocytic vesicle
Molecular function (GO): small GTPase binding; zinc ion binding; guanyl-nucleotide exchange factor activity
Source: RefSeq, a predicted model, not a curated record